Molecule: messenger RNA, 690 nt
Organism: Rotaria sp. Silwood2
Lineage: Eukaryota; Metazoa; Rotifera; Eurotatoria; Philodinida; Philodinidae
Source: the annotation of a GenBank genome assembly
AUGACUAACGAAAUUCUUCAACUAGCUCCAGCGUGGCAACCACAGAGAGUUAUGAUGGACUUUGAAAAAGCCACGAUCAAUGUAUUUAAACGCACAUUUCGAACGAUUGAACUCAGUGGUUGUUAUUUUCACUUCAGCCAAAGUGUUCUUCGCUUCUUGCAAGCGAAUGGUUUCAAGGAAACUUAUGAGAAUGAUGUAGUUUUUGCAGAUAACAUUCACAAGAUUCUGGCAUUAGCAUUUAUUGAACCACCUAUGGUUGCUAAUGCUUUUGAACUAUUAUGUACUAAUCUGGAUGACAAUUAUCAACAAAUACUCGAUUACAUAGAAGACAAUUAUAUUGGAAGAAUGCGAGGACGCACCCGAAGACAAGCACCUUAUCCAAUUGAUUUUUGGAACAUGGUGGAACGUGUUAAAAACAAUAUGCACCGCACCAACAACAACAUAGAAGGCUGGCAUAGAAAAUUAAAUAGUGCAUUCCAAUGCAGUCACCCAACAUUAUGGUCGUUUUUAGAUAAAUUAAUGAAAGAAGAAAAUAAUAUUCAUUCGGACAUUCUUAAUGCAAUGACAGGAAGACAACCACCAGUAGGAAAAUAUGAAUCGUUCAAUAAACGACUUCGUCAAUUAGUAGACAAUCCACAUCCUAAUAUUUAUGAUCAAUUAACGUGCAUUGGACGUUUAUUGUCUCUAUAA